Messenger RNA from Zingiber officinale, 1649 nucleotides. RefSeq names its product putative aminoacrylate hydrolase RutD. Bases 309 to 1376 code for a protein of 355 amino acids. Lineage: Eukaryota; Viridiplantae; Streptophyta; Magnoliopsida; Zingiberales; Zingiberaceae. The transcript is spliced from 11 exons. The record is from RefSeq and is a predicted model, not a curated record. Gene Ontology annotation, molecular function: catalytic activity.
CAAUCAAGCCGAUUCUAAUUUUCUCGCGAUCCGAGUUCCUUCUCGAUCCCCUUUUUGUGUUUUUUUCUUCCAUUUUUUUUGUUCGUGAUUCGAGAGAUUGAUAAAUAUUCCGAUUUUUAGAGGGAUAUUUGUAUCCUUGAAUCGAGGCGAGAAGAUGCCCUACUGCGAUUCUGAGAAGAGUGUGCGGAUCUUUUACAGGAGGUAUGGCCAUGGCAGCACCAAGGUCCUCCUAAUCAUCGGAUUGGCAGGGACGCACGAAUCGUGGGGACCUCAGAUUAAGGGGUUGACGGGUGCGACGGAGGCCAACGAUGACGAGGCGGCGGAGGCGGCGGAGACGGCGGCGAGGACGCCGUCCGGCAAUGGAAGUGAAGGCGGCGAAGCCGAUGAGGAAGCGCAGGAUGGGAUCGAGGUUUGCUGCUUCGAUAACCGCGGGAUGGGCCGUAGCUCUGUGCCUUCCAACAAAUCUGAUUACACGUAGAACGACCCUCAUGGCAAAGGAUGCUCUUGCUCUGUUGGAUCAUAUAGGCUGGAAAAAAGCUCAUGUCUUUGGUCAUUCCAUGGGAGGAAUGAUCGCUUGCAAAUUGACAACCAUUGCGCCAGAUAGGAUAAGCUCCUUGGCCUUGCUCAAUGUAACAGGUGGUGGAUUUGAGUGCUUCCCGAGGAUUGAUCGUCAAAUGCUAUCCCUUGCAUUUCGUUUCCUAAGAGCAAGAACUCCAGAGCAAAGAUCUGUUGUUGACUUGGAAACUCAUUACACAAAGGAAUAUCUUGAUGAGCAAUGUGGAUCAUGUAGAAGAAGGGAUAUACUUUAUCAGGAAUAUGUGAAGAAUAUAUCAUCGACCGGAAUGCAAUCGAGCAUUGGCUUUGAAGGCCAAGUUAAUGCUUGUUGGAAUCAUAAGAUGACAUCAAAAGAGCUGGAGAGAAUUCAAUCAUCUGGAUUUCUGAUUUCAAUUAUCCAUGGAAGGCAUGAUGUCAUUGCUCAAGUAGACCAUGCAAGGAACCUUGCGGAGAAGCUCCGACCUGUUGCCAGAAUGGUUGAACUUCAUGGUGCCCAUCUUGUGAGCCAUGAAAGGCCAGAUGAGGUUAAUCAAGCUCUGCGGGAACUAAUAACUGCAUCGAUAUUCAAGCUUAAGCCUGAAGAGUGGUCUUGCUGGUCCAAGGGGCAGACUGGUGAUGCAGGAUCAUCUCCAACUGAAACACAAUCAUCGACGAGCAAUAACAACUGGAUGACUAGUAACGUGUUAACAGCGUACAAUUUCCUAGGAAAGAUACAACUAAGUUUUCUUUAUUUCCUCGGUGUCUUCGUGAUGGCCUACGAACACAUGAGGGGCAUUCUCAAAAUCAGAAAACCAGCUAGGGUUGCAACCUCCGACUCAUAAGCAAUUCCAAACCACCGAAACUGAGAAGAUUCAGUUUUCAGGAGACGAUACUAUAUAUCCAUCAAGUAGCAUUCUAAGUGCUAACACCAUAUGGUCAUUGUGCCCCCAUCAGUGGCAGCGGCUAAACUGUAUUGCAAAAAGAGAAUUGUUCUUGUGCCAUUCCUUCCUUCUGUUUUCUCCCUUGUUGGAUAAUGACAUUGUUGAGUUGCAUAUUUGUGUAGAUUAAGGAUAAAAUGAAAUGUGUAUUUGAACGGCCAGUUGGUUGUUGAUUGA